UGCUGGAGAACUGGAGGACAGCCAUUGUGGUACCGUUAUUCAAGAAGUGAGCAAGGAAAACCAGGAAACUACAGACCGGCGGUUACAUCAACAAUUUGAGAGCUACAAGGAACAGAUCCGGAAAGUAGGGGAUGAAGCACGCCGUUACCAGGGGGACCAUAAGGAUGAUACCCCAACCUGUGGGAUCUGUCUCAAAACUAAGUUUGCUGAUGGCUGCGGCCAUAUCUGCUCUUACUGCCAAACCAAAUUCUGUGCUCGGUGUGGAGGCCGAGUUACACUUCGCUCAAAUAAUGUAAUGUGGGUGUGCAAUUUAUGCCGUAAACAGCAGGAAAUUCUUACAAAAUCUGGAGCAUGGUUCUUUGGAAGUGGAACACAACAGCCCCCAAAUCAGGAUGGGACCCUGAGUGACACAGCUACAGGGACUGGUUCAGGCGCACCAAGGGAAAAAAAAGCAAGACUGCAAGAACGUUCACGAUCCCAGACACCUUUAAGUACAACAGGAGCAACGCAGGAGGUUAUGCCUCCUGACAAGUCUAGGAUCUCUGAACUUACUCGACAAGAAAUGGGUUUUGAACAAAAACAGUCUUCAGCAAGAUCAAGGAGUGAACCCCCAAGAGACAGGAAGAAGAGUUCAUUGGCUUCGGAACAGAAUGGAAAAGGACUCAAAGGUCAACGGAAACAUGGAUCAAAGCCAUCCUUUCAGCAAGGUGAGAGGCCAACUGAUGAACGAGAGCAUCACAGGGAGCGGCGAGAAAAUCGGCGCUUAGAGAAAGGUCGUUCACAGGACUAUCAGGAUAUGGGUGAGAAAAUAGAAGGGGAAACGAUGGCAGAUGAGGAAAAACAAAAGAUUGAAGAGGAGUAUCAGAAUUUGUAUAAGAGUGACCCCAACCUGGCAAGGUGUCCUGUUAAACCUCAACUGGAGGAGCAACAGAUGCGUAUGCAUGCUAAAGUGUCAAGAGCACGGCAUGAAAGAAGGCACAGUGAUGUAUCUGUGCCCCAGACUGAUGCAGAGGAAGGUCAAGAAGUAGAGGACCACUUGCCAAGAAGGACUCAGCAACUGGGGAUUCAAGAGCGGAAAUACCCUGUGGAGAAGACUGUAGAUGUACAAACAGCUAUCUCAAGACAGCCGCAUUUGAGUAGUCAGAGCACCCCCACAUCGAGGCGGAGCCCAGUUCCUGCAGAACACUUGGAGGUGAAGGAUUACAAUGCCCACAAGAAGAACCUGGAUCCCAGUUCUGCUGUGAUUCGAACAAAGCGGGAGAGGAAUGAAACCAUGCUGCGGAAUGAUUCACUCAGUUCUGACCAGUCAGAAUCCAUCCGACCACCCCCACCAAAACCACAUCGAGUGAAAAAGAUUGGAAAGAAAAGACAAAUGUCAGUCAGUAGCUCUGAGGAAGAAGGAGCAUCUACCCCAGAAUACACCAGCUGUGAAGAUGUGGAACUUGAAAGUGAAAGUGUCAGUGAGAAAGCUGUACUAUUUCCCUUCCAAGGUGAUUUAGAUUACUAUUGGUUGGAUCCAGUUACGUGGCAUAGCAGUGAGACCUUACCUAUCAGCUCGCAUCCUGUCACAUGGCAACCAUCCAAAGAAGGUGAUCGACUAAUCGGGCGUAUUAUUUUAAACAAGAGAACAAGCAUGCCAAAAGAAUCGGGAGCACUGCUUGGGUUGAAAGUGGUUGGUGGAAAGAUAACAGAAACUGGACGGCUUGGGGCCUUUAUCACCAAAGUGAAAAAAGGCAGCCUAGCUGAUAUUGUUGGCCACUUAAGAGCUGGUGAUGAGGUUCUUGAGUGGAAUGGUAAACCCUUACCAGGAGCUACAAAUGAAGAAGUUUACAAUAUAAUUUUAGAGUCAAAAUCAGAACUUCAAGUUGAAAUAGUUGUUUCAAGGCCAAUAGGUGAUAUACCUAGAAUUCCGGAGAGUUCCCAUCCUCCUUUGGAGUCUAGUUCAAGUUCCUUUGAGUCACAGAAGAUGGAACGACCGUGCAUUUCAGUCAUUUCUCCGACUAGUCCUGGAGCUCUGAAAGAUGCCCCUCAGGUUCUACCUGGACAGCUUUCAGUGAAACUUUGGUACGAUAAAGUUGGCCACCAGCUGAUAGUUAAUGUGUUACAAGCCACGGAGCUUCCUUCCCGAGUGGAUGGUCGGCCCAGGAAUCCCUAUGUAAAAAUGUACUUCCUUCCAGAUCGAAGUGACAAGAGUAAACGGAGGACCAAAACCGUGAAGAGAAGCUUAGAGCCAAAAUGGAACCAGACAUUUGUCUAUUCUCAUGUACAUCGGAGAGACUUUCGAGAACGCAUGUUGGAAAUCACGCUAUGGGAUCAGCCUCGAGUACAAGAAGAAGAAAGUGAAUUUCUCGGAGAGAUCCUUAUAGAGUUAGAGACGGCUUUGCUGGAUGAUGAACCGCACUGGUACAAACUUCAGACGCACGAUGUGUCUUCUCUACCGUUGCCUCAGCCAUCACCAUACAUGUCACGGCGCCAUGUCCAUGGAGAAAGUCCUAGUAAAAGGCUACAAAGAUCUCAUCGAAUCAGUGAUAGUGACAUCUCAGAUUAUGAUGUUGAUGAUGGUAUUGGAGUGGUCUUGUCAGAUUAUAGGGAUAACAGUAGAGAAAGUAGAUCAAGCACAUUAACUGUCCCAGAUCAGCAGAGAACUCCCCACCAUCGUUCACGUUCUGUCUCUCCUCACCGUGGUGAUGACCAGGGCAGGACCCGGUCACGUUUACCCAGUGUCCCACUGCAGAGGAGUUUAGAUGAAAUCCAUCAAAGUCGUCGUUCUCGUUCCCCCACUCGAUACCAAGAUGCCUCUCGCAGUCCAGUUGAAUGCAGGCCCAGGGACAUGGACAGUUAUCACACUUACGAAAGAGACAGUGAGCUCCUUAUGCUGCCCAGAGCAAAACGAGGAAGGAGUGCAGAGUGCCUGCAUACUGCCAGUGAAAUACAGCACUCUCUUGACAGGGCUAGGAGUGCUAGCACCAACUGUUUGAGACCAGAUACUAGUUUACAGUCAUCAGAACAAGACAGUAUGCCAGAACUAAGCCGCACUGGAAUCCGGGACAGGAAAGCUGGUCAGCAAACAUCAAGAUCCCACCAACAAGGAAGCCCAGUCAAGACUGGAAUGCCACCGUCUAGUCGGAGGAGUAGACAGCUUCCGCAGGUUCCAGUUAAAAGCUACGGCCUAGAACAAGGAUGCCGAAUGGUACAGGAGGAGCGAACAAAGCAGGCAAAGGGGAAAGUGCAUCCCAGCAAGCAGUCUGUAGAAUCAGUAACCAGUUUUGAACAGGAACGUGAUCAAUGUACAAAGCAUCUACUGUACAAGGAUCAGAACAGAAGCAUUGAUAAUAUUUCAAUAAAAUCAUCAGACAGUGAUGCCAGUGAUGUGUCAGCCAUCUCGCGAACCAGCAGUGCCUCACGCCUCAGCAGCACAAGCUACAUGUCUGUACAAUCAGAGCGGCCGAGGGGCAGUCGCAAAAUCAGUGCAUUUACCUCUAAAAUGCAAAGCAGACAAAUGGGGACAUCAGGGCGAAAUAUUAUGAAGAGCACAAGUGUCAGUGAGGAGAUGUAUAGUCUGGAAAAUAACGAUGGCAGUCAGUCCGAUACGGCUGUGGGAACAAUAGGAUCAGGGGGCAAGAAGCGAAGAUCAAGUCUGGGUGCCAAAAUGGUGGCCAUUGUCGGAUUGACAAGGAGAAGUAGGAGCACAUCUCAGCUCAGCCAGACCGAAACUGGAGGGAGGAAAUCCAAAAAUACCAUCCAGAGAAGCACAGAGACUGGCAUGGCAGUGGAAAUGCGGCGUAUGACUCGACAAGCCAGCCGGGAAUCUACCGAUGGCAGCAUGAACAGCUACAGUUCUGAGGGAAAUUUAUUCCCUGGGAUGAGACUAGGAGCUGACAGUCAGUUCAGUGAAUUCCUCGAUGGACUAGGACCUGCACAACUUGUUGGGAGACAGACAUUAGCAACACCUGCCAUGGGUGACAUUCAGAUCGGGAUGAUGGAUCGGAAGGGACAGUUGGAAGUUGAAGUGAUUCGAGCCCGAAGCCUCAGUCAGAAAACAGGUUCAAAAUCUCUCCCUGUACAUGCACAGUACAUGUUAGAAUCUCCUGACUUGUAUCUCCCUGUUUUACAGGUGAUAGUCUGGGGAGAUUAUGGCAGAAUGGACCACAAAUGUUUUAUGGGAGUGGUACAGAUUCUACUGGAAGAGCUUGAUCUAUCCAGCAUGGUGAUUGGCUGGUACAAACUGUUUCCAACAUCUUCAUUGGUGGAGCCCACCUUGACUCCCCUUACUCGCAGAGCUUCCCAAUCAUCUCUUGAGAGUUCAACUGGACCCCCCUGUAUAAGGUCAUAAUGAACUACUGGGAGGUCACCAACAGGACAAAAAGGCUGAAGCUAACCACAAAUAUGAUCAAAAUCACUGCUGGAGCCAGACAAUCACACUUGUUUUAUCAAUAGUACUGGUUCAAAAAAAUAAUAGGGCUUCAUAAAUCCUAAAACAAAGUACAUAGAUAUAUGUGUAUGUAUUUAUGUAUGUAUGCUGGCAUGAAUUGGCAAACACGCACUACAUUAAAUGCUAACUGGAAACUGAUAGAUCAGUCACCCUGAGUUUGCGUUAGAGACUAAAUGAAUGAGAUCAGAGAUCUGACUUUAAAAAAGUUCAAUAUUUUGAGUAUGUAACAACAAACUGGAGAAGUAUCAGACUCAGAAAAAAAUUGAGUUGUUUAUUCACGGUUCUGUAGAAACUAUAAAUACUGCUACCUUACAGAUAUUACAUUUUGAUUCCCUGCACACAUUUCUUCCACCUGCUAUCUGUUGUAAUGGAAGCUAGCUAAACUUCUGCAAAUGUUCCCCUCCCCGCUCCCAACCAUACACCCCACCCUGAUACUGACAGAGACCUUCUAUUAAAUGGUGCGCGUAUCUUUGAGAGCCUCACCAAAGGGUGUUCAACAGCUACAGACUUUAGUGCAGAAGAUGCCAGUGUUUCAACAUUACUGGCUCCCAGUUAACACUACCAAACUUAUUGUGAGUUAGAUACAGAAAAAAACCUCAAAAAUGUUGAGGUUCAGAUUUAAGCAGUGCCCAUCAUAUCUCCAAGGAAAAGCUCUCAAGUGUUAUUUCCCAUUUGCCACACAAUUUGCCAUUUUUUGGGGUUUUGUAAAACAGGCUCAUGUUUGCAUUUUGAAUUACUAUUUUUCAUGUUUUCUGAUGUCUUGCAUGAAAAGAAGUUUGAACCUGCAGUCGGGCUGGGGACUGUUCAAAGUAGCUUCAGUCUUGAUACUCUGCAGAGAUUGUAGCACUAAGAUGUUCCUUGUAAUGCAAUUCUUUUCCUACAAUUACAAACCAUUGAGAUAACUUCUGUAUAAAAUUGUAAAUUUGACUUCCCAAAGUGUUUACCAAUAAUGGAUAAACUGUUUGAGCUGUACCUGGGAUUUUUCUUCUUCAUGUGUCACAUGGCACUCUGAUUUGCCCCAGACAGAGCAUGAUGCAAGUUGUUUGAUGAUCGCUGGAAAUUACAGUUGAUAUUUCCUGCACACGUGGUGUUUUUUAAACUGACUUUCGUUUACAUUAUUUCAAAAUUACUGCAAGCACAGUGCUUGUUUUUUUACAGUAAGAUGUAUUAUUUUUUUGAAAGAAAAGCAAACUUUCAAUUUGCUUUUUUUUAAAAAAAAUCAUUUCUUUCCUUGAAUACCAUUGGCCUGAAAACCCGUGUGUAUUGAUGUCAAUGCAGGUAGUGAUUCUAAUUCCUCUCUCCUCCUCCCCUGCUCCUGCUGUCACAGGCCAUUUUGAUUUUUAGAUCACUAAUGUGAAGCAGCAUGAUUCUGGAACUGUUCAGUUGGUGCAUGCAUGUUUUGUAGGGGGAAGAACAACACAGAUGUUAAUUAAUGUGUGUUAGUUCCACAUAGGCCAGCUUGUAUGUUGCAUGUACUUGUACAGUUUGCUUGUUAUUAAUAUAAAGAAAUAACUAAGAAAUCAAAGCCAUUAAUUUAUGUUAACAACAUUUUUGCUGAUAUGAACUAGGCUCAGGUCUGGUGAUGAAUGUGUAUUGAAAACAUUUUUUGUACCCCCUGGAGAUUAACUGCUGAUGUAGAACAGGAAAAGAACCCUAUUGAUUUUCGUGUAACUUCUUACAUGUGGGGCUUUUACAUACAUUAGAAGCAUUGUGUAUACACAGAAAAUUGACUUCUAGGUGUUCUGCCUGCACAGAGUGAAUUGUCUUAUUUAAAUUGGCCAGCUCUUGAAUUAAUCUAUUGUCCUACAGGAUCUUUAAGUUUGAUUACUGCCUGACCUGCUGAGCAGGAGGAAUUAAACCACGGAUUCACAAGGUUCUAGUCCCUUUACUGUGGCCAAAAGCAGCUGAUUGGAAAGUACUUUCCUAACUGCAGCAGUUGUCUGAACAUUCCCCUGUGCUUUUAAAUGAACUUCAGACUCAUGUUAUGUAAACAUGUUUAAUAAAAUUUACUUUUCAUGUCAA
This is a messenger RNA of Rhincodon typus (whale shark), 6454 nucleotides long. RefSeq names its product regulating synaptic membrane exocytosis protein 1-like. NCBI's taxonomy places the organism in Eukaryota, Metazoa, Chordata, Chondrichthyes, Orectolobiformes, Rhincodontidae. The record is from RefSeq and is a predicted model, not a curated record. Gene Ontology annotation, biological process: positive regulation of synaptic transmission; regulation of membrane potential; calcium ion-regulated exocytosis of neurotransmitter. The coding region runs from base 296 to 4333 and encodes 1345 amino acids. Gene Ontology annotation, cellular component: presynaptic membrane; cytoskeleton of presynaptic active zone. The transcript is spliced from 27 exons. Gene Ontology annotation, molecular function: transmembrane transporter binding; small GTPase binding.